Messenger RNA from Phaedon cochleariae (mustard beetle), 1326 nucleotides. The record is from the annotation of a GenBank genome assembly. Lineage: Eukaryota; Metazoa; Arthropoda; Insecta; Coleoptera; Chrysomelidae.
AUGGAAAAGCCGAAAAAUGAUAUAAUACUGUAUAAACUAGUGUUAACAGGAGGCCCUUGUGGCGGAAAAACUACAGGUCAGGCAAGGUUAUGCACGUUCUUCGAAAAUCUUGGUUGGAAGGUCUUCAGAGUACCUGAAACUGCAUCAAUACUUCUCAGUGGUGGAAUAAAAUUUGCUGAUUUGAAUGUUGAUGAAGCUGUCAAAUUCCAAGAACACCUUCUCAAGACGAUGCUGCAAAUUGAAGAUACUUUUUUUGAGUUGGGGAAAACAUCGAAACGAAACUGUCUAAUAAUUUGUGAUAGAGGAGCAAUGGAUGCCUCAGCAUUUAUAGCCAGAGAGAAAUGGGAGAAUAUAAUGAGUGACAACACGUGGAACAGCGUCGAGUUGCGAGAUAAUCGAUAUAAUCAAAUUAUUCAUAUGGUGUCAGCUGCCAAAGGUGCCGAAGAGUUUUAUUCGAUAGAGGACCACAACUGUCGUUCGGAAGACGUCGAGCUGGCGAGAGAGCUCGACACGAAGGCGGCCGCCUCCUGGGUGGGCCACCCCUACUUCGACGUCAUCGACAACUCGACGAACUUCGAGGGCAAGAUGCGCAGGAUGAUCGGCUCGGUGUGCCACAAGAUCGGCAUCGAUACGGGCGACCGACUGCUCAAGAACUCGCGCAAACACAAGUUUUUGGUGGAAGGGCCGCUGCCCCAGGACUCGGCUUUCCCACCCUUCCAAGACUUCGAGGUCGUGCACAACUAUCUGCAGUCGAAUUCGCCCAAUCAGGUCAGGUUGCGAAAGCGCGGGCAGAAAGGCCAUUACAGUUAUAUACAUACUGUGAGGAGACAAAAUCAACCAGGGGGACAAGUCAUCGAAGUCAAAACUCAAAUAGGUCACCGUGACUACAUCAAUCUGUUAACACAAAAGGACAAUUCGCAUUUCACGAUAUACAAAAGGCGACGAUGCUUCAUUCAUAACAAUCAGUAUUUUCAACUCGAUAUAUACGAGCAACCCAGCCAUCCGAGAUGCAGAGGGAUGAUUUUUCUGGAGACUUAUUCUGCUUUGGAAAUUGAUCAGCUUCCCAAAACGUUGCCUUCUUUUCUGAACAUAAAGAAAGAAGUGACUGGAAAUGCAGAUUAUUCCAUGUACAAUCUAUCCCUGAGAGAGGACUGGAAGACAUCUAAAAAGUUCUACAGAUCGAUUGCAGAACCGGAUGAUUCUACAGUACCACCAACCCAAUAUCCUGAAAUAAUUCAAGUUGAUUCAAAGGACAUCGAUUGCAAAAAAUCAUUUAACAAAUACAACGGUCAUUUGAAUGGUGGAGCAUUGAAUGGGGAAGCUUAA